CACCGUCUUCUCUUUUAAGAACACAAUCAAACACCCUGCAAACCCUGCAAAACGAAAACAGAAACGGUUCAAACUUGGCCGGAGGCUAAAAUACCGGAGACCAAAAAAAUGGGAAAGAACGAGAAAACACGACUUGGAAGAGCACUAGUAAAGCACCACAAUCAAAUGAUUCAAGAAUCCAAAGAAAAAGGCCGGUAUUACAAAUCACAACACAAGAAAGUUCUCGAAUCCUUCACUGAUGUCACUGAAAUAGACGCCGUCAUGGAACAAGUCGACGAAGGGGAACUUUUCUCCUCCUCCUCCUCCUCCGUCCACCAUCCCGUCCCCAACCUCCUCAUCAACCUGGACACGGGGUCUGGAGUGAGUGAUAUGACGGCAGAAGAGAAGAGAGAGAAGCAGAAGAAAGAGGAGGCGCUGCAUGCUAGUAGUCUUCGAGUUCCUCGCAGGCCGCCGUGGAAUGCUGGAAUGUCGGUGGAAGAGCUAGAUGCUAAUGAAAAGCAAGCUUUUUUAACCUGGCGGCGGAGUCUUGCUAGCCUUGAGGAGAAUGAGAACCUUGUUCUUACUCCAUUUGAGAAGAACCUGGAUAUAUGGAGACAGCUUUGGCGAGUGCUUGAACGCAGUGAUUUGCUGGUAAUGGUUGUUGACGCUCGAGACCCCUUGUUCUACCGCUGCCCUGAUCUUGAGGCAUAUGCACGGGAGAUUGAUGAACACAAAAGGACCCUACUCCUUGUAAACAAGGCUGAUCUUUUACCUUUUUCAGUCAGGCAGAAAUGGGCAGAUUAUUUUCGCCAUCUUGGGAUUCUGUUUCUAUUCUGGUCAGCCAAGGCUGCUACUGCAGUUCUUGAGGGGAAAAUACUACAGGGCCCCUGGAAUGAACAAGCUACCCUGCAAGAGAUGGAUGACCCUGAUACAAAAAUUUAUGGAAGGGAUGAGCUUUUGGCCCGUUUACAGUCUGAGGCAGAAACAAUAGUCAGAAUCAGGAGCAAAUCAGUCUCCAGUGGCUCAGGCCCAUCUAAUUUUCAGUCUUCUGGCGGAAAGUUUGCAGGCAAUUCAGCUCCCAAGCAUGUGGUAGUGGGUUUUGUUGGGUAUCCGAAUGUGGGUAAAAGCUCCACAAUCAAUGCCUUGGUGGGCCAGAAGCGAACAGGAGUCACCUCUACUCCGGGGAAGACAAAGCAUUUCCAAACACUCAUAAUGUCUGAGAAGUUGACCUUAUGUGAUUGCCCAGGAUUAGUUUUCCCUUCCUUUUCAAGCUCGAGAUAUGAAAUGAUUGCUUCAGGGGUGUUGCCAAUUGAUCGAAUGACAGAGCACAGGGAGGCUGUGCAGGUUGUAGCAAACCGAGUUCCAAGGCGUGUCAUUGAGGAUGUCUACAAAAUAAACCUGCCAAAACCUAAGCCAUACGAGCCUCAGUCCCGGCCUCCUUUGGCAUCAGAAUUAUUGAGGACAUAUUGUGCUUCUCGAGGGUAUGUAGGAUCCAGUGGAUUGCCUGAUGAAACCAGAGCUGCCCGUCAAAUUCUGAAGGAUUACAUCGAUGGGAAGCUAACUCACCAUGAGAUUCCCCCGGGAAUAUCUGAUGAGGAAGGAAGCGAUCAAGAUGAUGCGGGUUCCAGCUUGUCCGAAACACACCAGUCAGAUUCAUCUGAUACUGAAAACCCAGCUGAAAAUGAUGGCAAAAAUACACCUGCCCUUGAGCAUGUGCUGGAUGAUCUUAAUUCAUUUGACAUGGCCAAUGGACUUGCCCACAAGAAGGUUACCGUUAAGAAGCCAAGUGCCUCAGCCUCAGCCUCGCACAAGCAUCACAAGAAGCCUCAGAAGAAAAAGGAUCGAUCAUGGAGGAUUGAAAAUGAUGGUGGUGAUGGAAUGCCGGUUGUAAGAGUCUUCCAGAAAUCGGUGAACACAGGUCCUCUCAAGACUGGGUAAGGCAACAAAUAAGCGCAGGUAUUUAUAUUACCUCCCCCUUUAUCAUUCUUGUCUCUCCUGUCGUUGCUGCAUAUGUAUGGUCGACGGCUUGACGCCUAGAGGUCAGCUCUGUGACAAAGAGGGGCAAGGAAAAGGAAAGAGUAGCUUGAGCACUAGUGUUAUCAAAGUCUGUAGAGCUCCUGCGCGUCUGCAAAAAGCGAUAGAUUGAUUAUAUUUCUAUGAUGCGAAUUGGUCGUAAAAUACUUUUGUAUUUUGUACCCAGCCUCUUAUGCAUUUCAACCUCAACGUUAAUUUGUUGGAAACAGAUAGUGCUAUUAUAUGGUGUUUUGCAAGGAAAAAAAAAAACUAUUUUAAGUAA
Molecule: messenger RNA, 2275 nt
Organism: Populus trichocarpa (black cottonwood)
Lineage: Eukaryota; Viridiplantae; Streptophyta; Magnoliopsida; Malpighiales; Salicaceae
Product: GTPase LSG1-2
Exons: 7
Coding region: 109-1917 (602 amino acids)
Cellular component (GO): cytosol
Molecular function (GO): GTP binding; GTPase activity
Source: RefSeq, a predicted model, not a curated record